GCCUGCGCUGGGAGCGCUGACCAUGGCUCCCUGGCCUCAGCUGGAAAAUGCCCAGCCCAACCCCAAUAAGUACACAGAAGGGGCCACGAGCCAGCAGUCCACCACACCUGGGAAAGUCAAGGACACCAGCCCAAAUGAAAGCGGGGCCCCCGUCACCAAGAUCGAGCUUCUGCCGUCGUAUUCCACCGUGGCGCUGAUAGAAGAGCCCACAGCAGUGGAAGACCCCUGGGACCUGCCUGAGCUCCAGGACACAGGGAUCAAGUGGUCAGAGAGAAAUACCAAAGGGAAGAUUCUCUGUGUCUUCCAAGGAAUUGGGAAAUUUAUUUUGCUUCUGACAUUUCUCUACUUCUUCGUGUGCUCGCUGGAUGUCCUCAGCAGUGCCUUCCAGCUGGUUGGAGGAAAGGUGGCCGGGCAGUUCUUUAGCAACAACUCUAUUAUGUCCAACCCUGUGGCUGGCCUGGUGAUCGGAGUGCUGGUGACUGUCCUGGUGCAGAGCUCCAGCACCUCCUCGUCCAUUGUCGUCAGCAUGGUGGCCUCUUCAUUGCUGACUGUGCGUGCCGCCAUCCCCAUCAUCAUGGGUGCCAACAUUGGGACCUCCAUCACCAACACCAUUGUGGCACUCAUGCAGGCGGGAGACCGGAAUGAGUUCAGAAGGGCUUUUGCGGGGGCUACUGUCCAUGACUUUUUCAACUGGCUCUCAGUGUUCGUGCUCUUGCCCCUGGAGGCGGCCACCCAUUACUUGGAGAUCCUGACCAACUUGGUGCUAGAGACCUUUAACUUCAAGAAUGGAGAAGAUGCCCCAGCACUUCUAAAAGUUAUCACAGAUCCCUUCACAAAACUCAUUAUCCAGUUGGAUAAGAAAGUUAUCAACCAAAUUGCAAUGAAUGAUGAAGAAGCUAAAAACAAGAGUCUGAUCAAGAUUUGGUGUGACACUUUUACCAAUGUGACUCAGAUGAAUGUCACUGUCCCCUCGCCUGAGAACUGCACCUCCCCUUCCCUUUGUUGGUCGGACAGUUCCUACACCUGGACCAUCAAGAACGUGACCUACACGGAGAACAUUGCCAAGUGCCAGCACAUCUUUGUGAAUUCCAGCCUCCCGGAUCUUGCUGUUGGUAUAAUCUUGCUGUUAGCCUCCCUGCUGGUCCUCUGUGGCUGCCUGGUCAUGAUCGUCAAGCUUCUGGGCUCCGUGCUCCGGGGACAGGUGGCUGUUGUCAUCAAGAAGACCCUCAACACUGAUUUUCCUUUUCCUUUUGCCUGGGUGACUGGCUACCUGGCCAUCCUUGUGGGAGCAGGUAUGACCUUCAUCGUGCAGAGCAGCUCUGUGUUCACAUCUGCUAUGACCCCACUGAUCGGUAUUGGUGUGAUCACCAUUGAGAGGGCAUAUCCACUCACGCUGGGCUCCAACAUCGGCACCACCACCACCGCCAUCCUGGCUGCUUUAGCCAGCCCAGGCAAUACUCUGAGGAGCUCAUUGCAGAUCGCCCUGUGCCACUUUUUCUUCAACAUCUCGGGCAUCUUGCUGUGGUACCCAAUCCCAUUCACCCGCCUCCCCAUCCGCCUGGCCAAGGGACUGGGCAACAUCUCCGCCAAGUACCGCUGGUUUGCCGUCUUCUACCUCAUCUUCUUCUUCUUUCUGACGCCGCUGGCCGUGUUUGGCCUCUCGCUGGCGGGCUGGCCGGUGCUGGUGGGCGUGGGGGUGCCCAUCAUUCUCGUGAUCCUCCUGGUGGUGGUCCUCAGGCUCCUGCAGUCCCGCUGCCCGCGCAUCCUGCCCAGGAAGCUCCAGAGCUGGGACUUUUUGCCGCUGUGGAUGCACUCGCUGAAGCCCUGGGACGAGCUGAUCUUCCUGCUCACUGGCUGCUGCCAGACGCGCUGCUGCUUCUGCUGCCGGGUCUGCUGCCGCGCCUGCUGCCUGUUGUGUGGCUGCCCCCGCUGCUGCCGCUGCAGCGGGUGCUGCCAGAACGUGGAGGAAGAGCAGGAUACGCCCAUCAAGGCCCCCGAGGCCUUUGAUAACAUAGCCAUGAGCCCAGAGGCCCAGAUCGGGGUCCCCAAGUCUCAGGCGAAUGGCCGGGACACAAAGAUCACCUCCGACAGCACAGCCUUGUAAGGGCUGCCCAGAGGUGGGAGGAAGGGCCACGUCCCACCUGUCUCCGAUGGCCUUUCUCUGCCUGGCCAGGAUUCCUUUCCUGCUGAGAAUUGGAGUUGACAUCCGCCCCAGCUCUGACUGCCUUUGACCCAGCAUAUCAGCCCGCACAGUGGCUUCAUCUCAGCCUGCCCCCACUCUCGACCACACCGCCCUCCCCUUCACCGAGCUUGGCUCCCAGAAAGUUGCAGAGCAACCCUGAAAAAUGAUGAAAGACAAUGGCUGGACAUGAUCACACUGGCCCACCUCCGGCAACAGCUGAGUUGGUCAACACGACCUACUUUCAGACUCAAACCAUCCUCUUCCAAAGGAAGAGCCUCGAGGGAGGGAUUGAUGGGAGGUUCUCAAAGAUGCAGAGGUUAAGUGUGUAUGUUAUUGUGAUAAAGCUCAGACAGCUCUCUCUUUGACCAAAGACUUGCUUCAACCAAGAUCAGCUGCCCCAGGAGUCCUUGCCCCAGAUCAGACCCAUCUGGGGGGAAACAGUGUCAUGGUUUGGAGACUUGAAGACCACAGGGGUGGGCUCUUUCUCUCUUCCCGGAGCUCCCCAAGGCCCUUGUUAGGAGGUCCUCACCUGGGCAAGUCUGGCCAUCUAAGUUUCCCUGCUGUGUCCUUGUCCGAGUUUUCAGGGCAGGAGCUGCAUCUGAGCUCCCGAGAGAGGUUCAGGGUGCACUUGGGCUCACGUGUUAGCUCCAUCUAUCUGAGAAGACUGUUCUGUUCCUGAGCUGGCAGUUGGAGGAUGAGCAAGGGAAUGGCAAGCCCUGGAGGGGAGUGUGGGGGAGACAGUUUAUCUGCUAAAAGGGUCUAGGGCUCUUUUUGAUUUGGCUACUUUAGAAGCCAAACUGACAGUUGUGGCCAAGCCUAGUGCUGCUCUUUCAGUCAGAUAAAAUCAUCCCUGAUGAGUCUUUUGGAAGAAGAUAAGGCAGCCCCUCUGAGUCCGGUCCACUGCUGCAACCUUGAACCUCACGAAGGAUCUGGGCAUGGGACAAUGGGAACUUCUUUCUGCCAACUCACUCUCCACACUAGAUAGAGGUUUGGGUUGGCUUUUCAGUGGGCAGCUUCCAUCCAUCGAAGCCAGAAAUGCUUUCCAAGAAUUCUCUCACAUUCCCAUAGACAAGUGAGCUUUGAUUUUUCUGCCCUCCCUCCAUGCCUGUGGAGAUCCACACUUUUCUCAGAGGGAGAAACCAGGGCAGCACUGGACUUCCCACGAAACAGUGGUCAUCAAGUAGAAGUAGGGGGUCUGUGUGUGGCUGCGGGUUCAAGGGGUGUCCUUUUCUUGCCGCAGAUACCUUCUUUGUGCCUUCUAGAGUAGCCUGUUGUGUUUAUACCUCCUUUCUCCACUGCUUCUUACCCUCAGCAAUCCUAGUUCUCCCUGGAGAGGGAGGGAGCUUCAGCUGAGUCUGGGGAAGGGGGUUCAGUGCAGCCUCACUCCAAGACCUGUUCGCUCCCACCUUGGCUUAUCCUUCAUCUUUGCAGGUUGGGAUACCAAACUGAGCCCUCCCCUGACCCUUACCCAUGUAGAUACCAGUUCUGAGACAGAGUGAUUUAUACUCUAUAUUUAUAGCCGCACAUGUGUACAGCAUUUUUCAUGAGUUACAUAGAUAGUGUGAUUUGUGUUUUAUAGUGCUCUCAUUUGGAAAUGAGGCCAGGUUCUACUAUGAAAUAGAAAGAGCACCUUUGUAUAUUUUGUGACACUGUCUUUUCAACGUGUUCCAGUAGCUGAGCGCAUGCCACACCCCCUGUAAAUAUGUAAGUUAAACCUGGCCCUCUUUGCACACUGAUUUAAAAAAAAAAAAUUGGAUCCUUGUACCGCG
Messenger RNA from Suricata suricatta (meerkat), 3951 nucleotides. It is a transcript of the gene SLC34A2, whose product is annotated as solute carrier family 34 member 2. Gene Ontology annotation, biological process: sodium-dependent phosphate transport; intracellular phosphate ion homeostasis. Bases 23 to 2104 code for a protein of 693 amino acids. The record is from RefSeq and is a predicted model, not a curated record. The transcript is spliced from 13 exons. Gene Ontology annotation, molecular function: sodium:phosphate symporter activity. Lineage: Eukaryota; Metazoa; Chordata; Mammalia; Carnivora; Herpestidae. Gene Ontology annotation, cellular component: brush border; vesicle; apical plasma membrane.